Messenger RNA from Nymphaea colorata (pocket water lily), 2036 nucleotides. Its product is annotated as splicing factor U2af small subunit B-like. NCBI's taxonomy places the organism in Eukaryota, Viridiplantae, Streptophyta, Magnoliopsida, Nymphaeales, Nymphaeaceae. The record is from RefSeq and is a predicted model, not a curated record. Gene Ontology annotation, biological process: mRNA splicing, via spliceosome. The coding region runs from base 117 to 1085 and encodes 322 amino acids. Gene Ontology annotation, molecular function: pre-mRNA 3'-splice site binding; metal ion binding. Gene Ontology annotation, cellular component: spliceosomal complex; U2AF complex. The transcript is spliced from 5 exons.
CCUAGUCCUGGCGAUCGCGACUCUAUUGUGCUAACUGCUGAGAUUAGAUAGAGGAAGAGGAGGAGGAGAAUUGCGGGAACAGAAGGAGAUCGAGGUAGUCCUGUUGAGCGGCAGCAAUGGCGGAGCAUCUGGCAUCGAUCUUCGGAACGGAGAAGGAUAGGGUGAACUGCCCCUUCUACUUCAAGAUUGGAGCUUGUCGGCACGGCGACCGAUGCUCCCGUCUCCACACCAAGCCAAGCAUCAGCCCAACCCUCCUCCUGUCCAACAUGUACCAGAGGCCCGACAUGGUCACUCCCGGCGUCGACCUCCAGGGCCAGGCCAUGGACCCCCGCAAGAUCCAGGAGCACUUUGAGGAUUUUUAUGAGGAUCUGUUUGAGGAACUUAGCAAGUAUGGUGAGAUUGAAAGUUUGAAUGUAUGUGACAAUUUGGCCGAUCACAUGGUUGGGAAUGUCUAUGUUCAGUUUAGAGAGGAAGAACAUGCAGCAAAUGCACUCCAAAAUCUGGCAGGCAGAUUUUAUGCAGGACGUCCCAUCAUCGUUGAUUUCUCUCCAGUGACAGAUUUUCGUGAGGCUACUUGCAGGCAGUAUGAAGAGAAUACAUGCAACAGAGGUGGAUACUGUAAUUUCAUGCAUUUGAAAAAGAUUAGCAGGGAUUUAAGGAGACAACUUUUUGGACGCUACCGGCGCAGGCGUAGUCACAGCCGCAGCAAAAGCCGCAGUCGUAGCCCACACAGGCAUCGCAACUAUGAUGAACGACCUCAUGGUGGUGGUCGUGGUUUUGGAAGAAGGUUUGAUGAUAGGGACUUCCAGUUUGAGGAGAGGGGUAGGAGAGGAAGGAGCCGCAGUCCUCGCAGGAGAGGUGGAAGGAGCAGGAGCCCUGGUGGGAGGAGGAACAGAAGCCCGGAGAGGGAAGGCAGUGCUGAGAGAAGGGCCAAAAUUGAACAAUGGAACAGGGAGCGGGAGCAAGCUGCAGCUGCCAGUGCUGCCAAUAAUAAUGACAUCAAUAACAAUGAUACUGAUGAUGGCUAUGCACAGAACGGUGGGCAUUACCAUGAUCGGCAGCAGGGGGGAUACGGCGGCUAUUGAGGAUGUGGUUUGUUCUUCAUCCUUUUCCCUGGUUUGGCAUACUCUGCGGUCAGAGUUGUGCAUAGGGUUCCAUUUUCAAUGGAUGGCCAUUUAGUGAUUUUAGCUUACAGUCCAUUUUCCCCUGUGCAGGUGUGCAGGUUCACAGUUCUAUGAUAAUGGGCUAUAAAAGUUUUCUAUUUUUUUUCUCCCCCUUUAUUCCAUUAAGAGGGUUGCAUGCUGCAUUCAUUCUUCUUUCACCAUCUAAUUCUUCUUGGCCAUGUCGCUUCUGAAAAGAAAAAAAAAAAAAAAACUCUUUACGUUACAGGGUCCAUCAGGAAAUCUAUGACGCUAGUCAUGCUACCAAUUCAACCUGCAUAAAACAUUUUUGGCGCAGCUAAACUCUAGUGGCAUUACCUGCAUGUUGUCGCCUUCACAUUGUCUUGGUUUUGGGUCGUCCAGGUUCUGGCAUCCAUCGCCUUUCCAGUUGCAAUUUGUCUAGGAUUUCAUCCAUCAAAUAGCUUUUCCUUUCCGCGUUAGGAAGAUGCAGGUUGGGUUGUUUCCUUUUUUGGAAAAUUUCGCGCUUACAGUUUGUAUGAGUUUUUGCAGGUUCAGGUAUCCCUGCUAGUAAGGAUCGGCUUCAUUUUCAUGCAGCUUUUUAUGAAAUUGUGUACAGGUUUGGGCGGACAUAAUUGUAACGAUUGACAGCGAUCCAGUCGAGAGGUGCAUAUGCUUGCCACUUGUGCUUCCGCAGCGUUGGUGUCUGAAGCUGAAGAAAUGUUGGUUUCUCUUCCUUCGCUAUUAUUUUUCUUGGUGCAUUGCAGGUUGUCUCUAUUGUUUUUCUUUGUUAGGCUGGGACUUACCGUUAUUUGAAAGACAUUCAUCCUUUAAAGAGAUUUUAUUGUACAAGUUGGGAACUUGAUACAUACUGUACACAAUAUCCAUCCAGUGCUUAGCUUUGGUAUUUCCUUCUUA